AUGGCUACCGUGGAGAGUUACCAAUCGCUGUGCAAGUACUUGAUAGUCGCUUCUAAAAUAGUUGGAACAGAGAUAUGGACCGCUCCGAGAAAGAUGAAACCAGCCUCUUUUUUCAUGUUAUUUCAAGUUCUAACCUACUUCGUCGCUAACACUUACACCGUGAUCAAGUAUCGUCACGAUUUUAAAUACGUCCUUAAGGUUCUUAUCACCCUGGGAAGUGCCGUGCAACUUUUUGUUAAAAUAAUUGUGCUCCUCUGGAGAGGACACGAAUUCAACAACUUCGGAAUACGAAUUGAGCGAGAUCUAUUAAGAGCAUUUGAGAAUGUAUUGAGCACAGGGAUCGGAUUUGUCCUCUACCCAUUUUUCGUGUACAUCACUCAGGGGACCCUCUUACCAUUAUUCCUUUAUGAGUUGCCAUACCUCGAUUGGCACUCCGUUGAUAAGUAUUUCUUUCAUUUUGCGUUCCAAUUGGAACUCUAUGCGGUGGGAAUGGUAGGGGAACUGAUGAGCGAUUUUUUGAUCGUGAUGAAUUCAAUUUACGCCCUAGCUAGGGCGGACUUAUGUAUAGUUCAUUUGUGUGAGCUGCGAGUAAUGUUGGAUGCUGCGUCGAAAAAACCGGAUGCAGCCGACAUUGCAGCUGUGCGCAGGAAGUGGGAGCAAUGCAUGCAUGACCAUCGCAUAGCCACAAGCUUUCUGAAUAAUGUGGAAGACUUAUUUGGGAUGAUAUGUCUUGCUCAAGUAAUGAUGGGAGUGUUUACGGUUUGUAACUGUAUGUUGCUGGUGGUUUUGACUGAUUGGUAUCCAGUGUAUGUGUUUUUGGGAGCUACUUUUCUCGAGCUAAGCGCUUUCUUCGUCAUUGGCCAUCUUGUGGAAAAGAAGGUUGACGAAUUGUAUGAUGCUAUAACCUCGCUCUCAUGGUACCAACUUUCGCUUCAGCAGCAGAAGGAGUAUGCUUUCGUCGUGUACCGACAGCAGCGACCUGUCGGCUUAACUGCUUUCGGUUUUAUGCCGCUCAAUUUCGAAUCCUACAUGAGUGUUUUGAAAGGCUUGUACCAGUUCUUCGUCCUCGUUCUGCAAUACGUGGAGUAA
This is a messenger RNA of Anopheles aquasalis, 1089 nucleotides long. Its product is annotated as odorant receptor 30a-like. Gene Ontology annotation, molecular function: olfactory receptor activity; odorant binding. The record is from RefSeq and is a predicted model, not a curated record. Gene Ontology annotation, cellular component: plasma membrane. NCBI's taxonomy places the organism in Eukaryota, Metazoa, Arthropoda, Insecta, Diptera, Culicidae. Gene Ontology annotation, biological process: detection of chemical stimulus involved in sensory perception of smell; sensory perception of smell.